Messenger RNA from Penicillium robsamsonii, 1545 nucleotides. RefSeq names its product purine-cytosine permease family protein. The coding region runs from base 1 to 1545 and encodes 514 amino acids. NCBI's taxonomy places the organism in Eukaryota, Fungi, Ascomycota, Eurotiomycetes, Eurotiales, Aspergillaceae. Gene Ontology annotation, biological process: transmembrane transport. Gene Ontology annotation, molecular function: transmembrane transporter activity. Gene Ontology annotation, cellular component: fungal-type vacuole membrane; plasma membrane. The record is from RefSeq and is a predicted model, not a curated record. The transcript is spliced from 4 exons.
AUGAAGCCUGAAGAUGUCGAAAAAGCCCAUUGCUCCCCUACUAUUGAGAGUUUGAGUCAGUUUCACCUCGACAAAAGCGCCUCUAAUAGCUCCUCCAACGAUACAGACCUCGCAAAGCCUGACCCCGCGCCGCAGACAAGAUGUCAACGAUGGAUUGCAAACUUGAAAAAUGUGGAAAGCCGCGGCAUCGAGCCCAUUGCUAUCGAAAAUCGAGACCCAAUAACACCUUCAACGAUACUUCAUAUGCUGCUAAUGUGGUUUAGCAUGACAUUGGCUACAAAUAACAUCAUUGUUGGAUCAAUGGGUACACUCGUGUUGGGCCUCAGCUUCAGGGAUGCAGCCAUCUGUGCUGUAUUUGGAUGUUUAGCUGGCAACUGCACCGUUGGAUUUAUAAGUAUAUGGGGACCGAGAAGCGGAAACCGAACUUUGAUCGUGGCCCGAUAUUUCAUGGGCUAUUAUCCUAGCAAAGCUUGCAUUAUCCUGAACCUCUUCACCAAUAUUGGGUAUAGCAUGGUAAACAGCGUCGUCGGUGGCCAGAUUUUGUCUGUGGUCUCUGGUGGCCAUCUUUCCGUGAUAGUCGGCAUUAUCAUUGUCGCCGUUGCCAGCUGGGCUAUGGCCAUCUUUGGCAUGAAAAUCUUCCAAUUAUAUGAGCGAGUUGCCUGGUUGCCACAGCUACUGGUGAUAUGCGUGAUGGUUGGUUCCGCAGGGCCUCAUUUCGACUUCAACAUCCAGACCCCAAUGUCGCCAGAGGACUUAGUUGCCAAAAGACUCACUUUUUUCUCCCUGGGAUUGUCUAUUGCCCUCGCCUGGGCCCCGCUCGCCGCCGAUUACUAUGUCUAUCUCCCACCGCAGAUGAAGAGCUCUCGGACAUUCCUGGUCACCGUCUUCGCCGCCACGAGUGGUAUGUCAGUUGUCCUCCUUAUGGGGAUCGGUCUUGGAACCGUCAUCGCCAGCUCGGCACAUCACGCGACCAACACCACUCCCGGAGGCGUGCUGAUGACCGCAUAUGAUGGUCUAGGGGGUUUUGGGAAAUUCUGUGCGGUUAUCAAUGUCCUAGCUCUGGUCGCUAAUAACACUCCCGGGGCGUACUCGAUGGGAAUGAAUUUCCAGAUGGUUGGCGGGAUGUUUGGAAAGGUUCCCCGACCGGUCUUCACAACUCUCGCUACGGUUAUCUAUGCCGCGUGUGCGAUGGGAGGCCGGGACCGGCUGUACGAGGUCUUCAAGUCGUUCCUGCCAUUGAUCGGAUACUGGGUUAUGAUGUUCGUUGUGAUUGUAUUCGAAGAGCACACGAUUUUCCGCCGGAAUAGAGGCUAUGACUGGUCUCAAUGGAACUGCCGCGAUAAGCUGCCUUUGGGGAUUGCAGCAGCAGUUGCUUUCCUUAUUGGCUGGGCUGGUGCAAUUGUCGGCAUGUCACAAGGGUAUUAUAUCGGCCCCAUCGCGCAGAUGGCCGGGGGAGCUGAUCUGGGUCUCUGGUUGGGUGCGGGCUUCACUGCGAUGUUUUUCCCACCGUUACGGGCAUUGGAGCUCAAGUUUAUUGGUCGCUAG